Molecule: messenger RNA, 1120 nt
Organism: Lobosporangium transversale
Lineage: Eukaryota; Fungi; Mortierellomycota; Mortierellomycetes; Mortierellales; Mortierellaceae
Exons: 5
Coding region: 1-765 (254 amino acids)
Source: RefSeq, a predicted model, not a curated record
AUGCCGCGUAAAUCUGACAUGAGCACCAUUGUUAUAGGUGAUUCAACCAAUGAUGUCGAUGAAACAUGCGUCGCUGAAACAACAGAGCUUUCUGAACGAGAAGAUUCCAAUAAGACCCCAAGAAUCGCUACGCGGCUUAAAUUCCGAAAAGAUUCCAUGCAGGAGCUCAUACUACUCAGAGCACUUGCGUUGCAUCAACCUUUCCGUGCCCCUCACGGACAGCACACCUGGGAUCGGCUGCAGGAAGAGCAGAAGAAGUACGAGGCAUACAUUAAAUCAGCUACAGGCAUAUCACCCGAUGAAACAGAAAGGAGGAGGCUGCUAGAAGAGCUCUGUGAAGGAAAGCAAGCAGCCGAUGACGCUAUUCUAGAAGAAGAUAUGAAUCAGAGUCGGAUACCAGCUCUGCCUCAACAAAAACAACGAGACCUUCUUGCGUUGCAAGUGGAACUUAUGAAAGAGGGCAUGAGAGAACGUAAAGAACGAGCAGCUCGGAAGCUUGAGCUCGAGAAAAGGCGCCUUGAGAUCAAAGAGGAAUAUAACAGAAAGAGGCUGAAAAUGGAUCAAGAGCGUGAAUUGAGACAGGCAGAAGCAGAGGAGCGGAGAUAUAGAGAAACUUUGCAAGUACUAAAGCAGUCAACGUUGACAAGUCAGGUUUUGGCAGAGGUGCUAAAAAAGGUUCAAGAAAGUAAUAGUCUCCAGUCUUCGAACCGUUGUAACAAGUGUGAAGAUUGGUUAAAAAAACUGCUACUCGAAAGUGGAGGGUAAUUGGUGUCAUCAAAAUGCGUUGGGUAGACGAAAAUUCCAGAUUGGAAAAGUAGCGAGACUGUUCCUAUUGCACAUUCUACAGCUACCCGAUGUUGUGUCAUAUUGCGAUUGAAAGCUCUUUCUCGUCUCGACGUCCCUUCAUGAGCAGGGUAUGGUUCCAGGUAAUGAGGGCCUAGUUGGUACGCCGAGUCGCCAUAGACAGUAAGCCUAAGUCCUUCAGAAGUAAAUACAUGUUGCCUGAGGAGCUCCAUCAAUCUUGAUUGUCUGCACAUCGUCAAAUCAUGUGUCUUCCCUAGUGGUGCAGGGCCUACGUGGAUGAUGAUACCGUCUGGAACCACUAGAACCUGAUAUUUGU